AUGCAUUUGCUCUCUCGGUUCUCAACAGUGCCACUUAGGACGCUGCACUCCAGCGCGGCUCUGUUACGCCUGGUACCUGGCUCGCUGGAAAGCGACCAUAUAUUUGUGCAUGGUAUUGCUGCGACGCCGACACCUCUGCUGGAGGGUCUUUGCGACUACGCCGUGGCAAACGAUCUCAAGAAAUUGACGCUGCAUCACCUUCACUUAGAAGGCCCGACCAAAUGGACCGAGCCGGCUUACAGAGAUCGCAUUCGAUCGAAUUCCUUAUUUACGGGUUCCAAUUUGCGGAAGGCUGUCAAUGAAGGCAUCGCUGAUUUCAAUUCAACUUUUCUGCACGAAGUUCCGCUGCUUUUUCGCACUGGCGCAAUUAAGCUCAACGUUGCAAUGUUAACGGUUUCUCCGCCCGAUGCAUUCGGCUUCUGCACACUGGGCACUAGUGUGGACGCCGCUCGUGCUGCUGUCACGCAGGCCGAUCACAUCAUUGGUUUGUUCGCAUACUCUUUUGAUACAAACACAUAG
Molecule: messenger RNA, 519 nt
Organism: Gongylonema pulchrum
Lineage: Eukaryota; Metazoa; Nematoda; Chromadorea; Rhabditida; Gongylonematidae
Source: the annotation of a GenBank genome assembly